Messenger RNA from Rhipicephalus sanguineus (brown dog tick), 1057 nucleotides. RefSeq lists its product as uncharacterized. The transcript has 8 exons. The record is from RefSeq and is a predicted model, not a curated record. Lineage: Eukaryota; Metazoa; Arthropoda; Arachnida; Ixodida; Ixodidae. Bases 512 to 937 code for a protein of 141 amino acids.
UGCAAGGUGAAAACUGCGCCGGAAUACGGAUACGGGGACUGAGCCUACAUUUUGCCCCAUCCAAUUGCGUUUGCUCUUUUGGCGAGGCAUAGUUGACGAAAGGGAUUAUUGAAACUCGAAGUGUGAUACGCAGACCUUUCAGGAUGCAGCGGCAUAUACAUACUUGCUCUACGUGUGGCACGAGGUGACCGGCCUGCUGGCGCGCCAUCCUGAACACCCUGUGCCAGCAGGCCAGUUGCUGUGCGUUUGGCACGAAGUGACGGGCCUGCAGGUGGGCCACCUGUUCCUACUGCUUUUCCUGCUGCAAUCGGAGGUGCUAUCCAACCACCGGCUUGGUGAAGGCCUCGCCUACCCGUAUGCGAUCCUCAACACCUGGUUCCAGCAGGCCAGUUGCUGUGCAUGUGGCAGGAGGUGACAGGCCUACAGGUGGGCCACCUGUCCGUACUGCUUUUCCUACUGCAAUCGGGGGUGUUAUCUCACCACCGGUUUGGUGAAGGCCUCGGCUACCCGUAUGAUCCUCGACACCUGGUGCCAGCCGGCCAGAACGCAAGCUAGGGAAAUGUGGUGGUCCGGAACUCCAGGCGAAGACAGCGCCGGAGUACGGAUACCGGGACGAGGACUACAGCUCUUCGUCUCACCCAACUGCGGUCGCUCUAACAAGAUAUUCCUAAUGGACUUUGGCGAGAUAGGAAGACAGCGGAAUGAACGGGAAGCCCUGGUUCAGGGAACAGCGCUUGCUCGGGGAUUUGAAAAUCUCGCCACGUAUACGGAGGUGUCUCAUACGACUGUCCCGUCGCACUUGAGAGAAUGGACUAAUUGCCUGUUGCACAAAACGGCGUGGGUCGCGCGGAUCACAACUGACCACAAUGCGUCCACUUGGUGGUCUGCAAUGUAUCCUCGAAAUGGAGGCGAAACUCCGGGCCCGAGUGGGACGUAACUCAUCCUCUGGCAGCUCCAAAAAAAAAUCUGCUUCAACGUUUAUGUUCCUACUUGUUGGCUGGAAUGUUCCAACGUUAGUCUGUAUACGGACCAGCAACUAGCCGGAUCUCGCAAUAAA